Messenger RNA from Alnus glutinosa, 1062 nucleotides. RefSeq names its product early nodulin-like protein 18. The coding region runs from base 117 to 755 and encodes 212 amino acids. The record is from RefSeq and is a predicted model, not a curated record. The transcript has 2 exons. Lineage: Eukaryota; Viridiplantae; Streptophyta; Magnoliopsida; Fagales; Betulaceae. Gene Ontology annotation, cellular component: plasma membrane. Gene Ontology annotation, molecular function: electron transfer activity.
AACCAAUUAAAAACCCAGGCAACAACCAGAAUCAAGUUAUUUAAGAAACCCCCUCUUUUGAAAUCAAACCAAAAGUCAUCAGAUCGAGGACCGGGUACGAAGACAACCCAACGGCCAUGGCGACGGCGACAAUGGCGAAUCUGACGGCCAUCAUUGCGCUCCUGAUCGCCGCCGCUCCUCCUUCCACCGCUUACACCAACCAUACAGUGGGCGACGCCGCCGGGUGGUUCUUCGAUACCGCCGCCAACACUUCCGCCACCAAUUACUCCAACUGGGCCGUUAACCAGACCUUCAAUCUCGGAGACUUUCUCAUUUUCAAUACGAGUUCGAACAUGACGGUGAUCCAGACCUCCAACGACACCACCUACCUGAGCUGCUCCAUGGACGACUCUCAGGACGACGACACGUUCCAGUACUACGGGGGCGACCAGCAGUUCGAGAAGGCGUUGACAGUAGCAGUUCCGUUGAUCGUCGAGGGCACCAACUACUACUUCUCCGACGCCGACGACAGUAUCCAGUGCCAGCGUGGCAUGGCCUUCGAGAUCCGGGUUCAGCAUGGCCUCGGCUUGCCGCCCAGCCUCAACCAGCCGCCGCCGCCGCCCUACAUCGAGCCUCCUGGACCCGGCUCCGCUCCGCCUCCGCCUAUCACCGUCACUCCAUCUCAGGGGAACGGUGGCUUCAGGGCCGCCGCUAACGUGCGCGGCGUCUUCUCUGUUCUCCUUCAUCUAUUGCCGUUUUCUAUUUUAAUAUUCUAGUUGGCACCGUUAGUUAGAUCGAUGGGAUUUUGCUUGUUAUUGUAUGUUUACUUUGGUAAUUUCAGUACACGGGACGUGUUUGGGUGUGGGCGUAAGGUGAACAUUUCCAGGGAUGAGCAUGUUCUGGACGGAUUACAUAUAUUAUUCCUUGUUCUUGGAUUAUAUGGGGAGGGGUUGAUUAGACGUGUAUUUCUUGUUUGUCGUUAAUCCGUUGACCAAACAAACACAUGAUAUUCACAGAUAUCUUUUUUCUUAUUGGAAAUUUGGUACCGUCGUAGCCUUUAAUAUAUAUAUUAAUUUCUGGUGA